GCAUCCCGCGCUGCUGGGGCUCAGGUGGGGAGCGGGGGGGAUUGCCCCCCGUGAGCCCCCCGGAGCAGGGGGGAGAUGAGCGCUCAGGAUGAGCAGUUCCAAGCAGCAGCCCCUGAGCCGGCGGCUCCCUCCGCCGAUGAUGGCAUGACCUGGUGGUACAGGUGGCUCUGCAGGAUUGCCGGGGUCAUCGGGGGCAUGUCCUGUGCCAUCGCUGGUCUCUGGAACUGUGUCACCAUCAACCCCCUGAACAUCGCGGCCGGCGUGUGGAUGAUGCUCAACGCCUUUGUCCUGUUCCUGUGUGAAGCCCCUUUCUGCUGCCAGUUCAUCGAGUUCGCCAACGCCGUCUCCGCCAGGGCGGACAAGCUGCGGGCCUGGCAGAAAGCAGCUUUUUACUGCGGGAUGGCCGUGUUCCCUGUCAUGCUCAGCCUGACGCUGACCACGCUCUUUGGAAACGCCAUCGCCUUCGCCACCGGGGUCCUUUACGGUCUGUCGGCACUGGGCAAGAAGGGAGAUGCCAUUUCCUACGCUCGGAUCCACCAGCAGCAGAAGCAAAUGGAUGAGGAGAAGCUCACGGGCACCCUGGAGGGACAGGGUCUCUGAGGCACACGGAGUAACCUCUCCUGAACGCUGAGAUGGUGAAGAUAUGGAAAUCCACUCUGCCCUUCCCUGUGCCUGCUCCCCUCUCUGCUACGCCGCGAUUUCCCUGGGCACUGCAGCAACUGGAAAUCUCAGGGGCUGGGGCAGGCUGUGCCCUCUUCUCACACCAGCAGCCCGAACUCAGCAUGUUGGUCCCUCUCUCCUCCUCAACCCUCAACCAAAUAUCUCACAGUCCCUUUAUUUUUUUAAUAUUUUUUUUUCUUUUUGCUGCAGAGGUGCUGGCUCUCUUGAGUGCUGCUUUCCCAGCCUGAACGGGCAGCCUUUUUUUUGGGAGUGCCCCUUUGGGAACUGCUCUCGGGAUGGGUGAGGAGAGGCAGAGGUGACCUGCCAGCUCCUUGCCUGUGCUGGUCUUGUGGGAAAGGACUUCCAGAAAAAAAAAAACAUAAAGACAAUAACUAUCUCUGCAGAGGAGCUGCCAGAGAUGCUGGGGCAGAUCCUGGGACCUACAAAGCACAGUCCCUGCUUCCUCUGGACACGGCUGCAGGCAGUUACUGUGAUUUACUUGAAUUUUAAGAAUUAAUUUCUUUGUCUUAAUAAGGGCAUUUUUCUUAAGCUUCACUCUUCUACUGGGGCAGAAGGAAAACAAUGUUUGCUGUACCUCAGCUGGAAAAGGGUAUUGUUGCUUGAGCCAAGUGGGAAUUUCUGCUGGUGUGAGCAUCCUUCUCCUGUGAGCCUGCGACCCAUCCCUCUGUGGAAGGGACCUGCUCUUUGCUUGCCUGGUACAGCCUUUUGUCUUCGAGCUCUUGUUCUUUUGGCAUCAGUCCUGAGCUGGGUUUGCAUGGAAGGGUUGAAUAUCCUUCCUGUGCAAGCAGAGAAGAGGCUGCACCAUUUUGUUGUGGACAGCUGGGGUGUCUUGCUUCAUUAUUCCAGGCUCUGUCAAUGGUUUUCAUGUUGUAUUUUCUGUUUGCUUUGUACCACGCAACACAGAACUGUUCCUCUUCCAGACCCCGCUCUUCUCUUCACGUUUUUUUCUGGGGGGGGUUUAAUUUAUUUGAUUUUUACAUGGUUGCUUUUUGUUUUGAUUAGGAAAAAGGGGAAUAAUUUAUUUCUAGUUAUUUAAGUAUUUUGAUGGGACUCAUUUUCUCUGGGUAUAGGAGAAAGGAGUGCUCUGUUUCCUGUCCUUCAAAGGGCUGCCUCUUUCACCAGGGGUCUCUUUCAGCAGGGACAGCCCUGGCUGCUGUAACAGGAAUGCUGCAAAAUCCAAUUUCAGCCGUCAGAGCGUUACUCAGACUUCUGAAAAGUGUGUUAUCCUUUGACCCCUUUGUCCUGUUCUGGGUCACUGGCUUGACAAAGUGUGUUUCCCCCCUCUUCUGGGAGAGGGGAGGCAGAAAAACUGGGCUGUAACUGCUGGGUUGGAGCUGCCACGACCCUUCGUGUCCCCAGCAGCUCUGGGGAGCAGAGGGGUUGUGCUGUGGCCUGAGAAAGGCUGGGGGCUGAGUGCUGUCUGCCCUGCAGGGAUG
Empidonax traillii (willow flycatcher) is the source of this 2117-nucleotide messenger RNA. RefSeq names its product calcium channel flower domain containing 1 (gene CACFD1). The coding region runs from base 76 to 600 and encodes 174 amino acids. NCBI's taxonomy places the organism in Eukaryota, Metazoa, Chordata, Aves, Passeriformes, Tyrannidae. The record is from RefSeq and is a predicted model, not a curated record. Gene Ontology annotation, cellular component: membrane. Gene Ontology annotation, biological process: vesicle-mediated transport. The transcript is spliced from 7 exons.